AUGCAUCAUCAAUGUCGAUUGUGGACUUUUAUUUUAUUCUCUGCCCUUCACUUUAUCGGAGAAGUUGGGCAGGAUAUUCUACAAGAUAUCGUUUGGUUCCGAGAGUACCAUAGUGGCAUGGAAGUUGAAGGGAUCAAGAUGACGUUCACCCUAUUUAUUGGGGUCAAUUUGAUGACGAUAGCCGAAUUGGUACUCUACCUUACUACUGCCGUUCUAACGUUUAUGGGAAUUCGGCGGAGAAUAAAGUCUCUUAGCUUUAUCUACCCAUUUUAUGUGGCUAUGGACAUUCGAAUGUGGUACGGCAAUAUCGGCAAUUACAUGAUGGUCAACGACUAUCUCAGCACCGGAAUCUCGGUCUACAUGACAUUGUCGAGUAUAGCCGUUGUCUACGCUUAUAAGCGUCUUUUUGACGAGACCUAUCGAAGAAGACCAAUGAUUCGAACCUUCCAAUUAGAUAGUGAUCACGCGUAUAAAAUUACUGUA
Molecule: messenger RNA, 483 nt
Organism: Mesorhabditis spiculigera
Lineage: Eukaryota; Metazoa; Nematoda; Chromadorea; Rhabditida; Rhabditidae
Source: the annotation of a GenBank genome assembly